AUGCCAGGCUGUUCGAUAUUCGAGAGAGUGUUCUGGGCUUUUGGUCCAUCAAUUGAAGGUUUUCAACAUUGUAGGCCAGUAAUUAGUAUUGAUGGAACUUUCCUAUAUGGUAAGUACAAAGGUACGUUACUGAUUGCAUCAACGUGGGAUGGUGACAACAGACUUUUUCCACUUGCCUUUGCCAUUGUGGAGAAGGAAACUGAUGAUAGCUGGUAUUGGUUUUUGCGUUGUAUUCAGAUUAAUGUCACUAAUCGGGAAGGGUUAUGUGUCAUAUUUGAUCGUCAUCCUGGUAUAAUGGCAGCGAUAUGGACUAUAUGUCAAUCGACACGUUGGUAUCAUCGUUUUUGCCUUCGCCAUGUGGCUAGCAAUUUCAAUCAACAAAUUGGGAAUAAAAACUUGAAGGCUAUGGUAAUGUGGGCAGGCAUGGAGAAUCAGUUACGAAAGUAUCAAAUCACUAGGGAUAGAAUUACUCAAUUAAGUGCAGAUGGUGAGAAGUAUUUAAGGGAAAUACUGGUGGAAAAGUGGACGUUAGCAUACGAUGGUGGACAUCGUUAUGGGGCAAUGACCACAAACUUGUCUGAAAGCUUCAACGGAAUUCUAAAGAGUGCUAGAAAUCUGCCCAUAACUGCAUUAGUUGAACUUACAUACUAUCGUUGUGUCGCCUACUUUGCCGAUCGAUAUACUAAGGCAUGUGCAGAGGUUACUGCCGGUGAACGCAUUACGGCCUAUGCAUCGGUGAACGCAUUACGGCCUAUGCAAAGAAUAAAUUCAAUAAAUGGGAAAAAAAGGCACCAAAGCAUUCAGUUACUGUGUUCAGUCAUGAAGAUGGUUUGUUUGAAGUAA
Messenger RNA from Quercus lobata, 843 nucleotides. RefSeq lists its product as uncharacterized. NCBI's taxonomy places the organism in Eukaryota, Viridiplantae, Streptophyta, Magnoliopsida, Fagales, Fagaceae. The transcript has a single exon. Bases 1 to 843 code for a protein of 280 amino acids. The record is from RefSeq and is a predicted model, not a curated record.